AUUAAAGAGAUAAUAUUAAGUUAUUAUAACUUAUUAUUGUCACAGUCUCCUCAUGUUGUUCCGAGCUGCCAGUGAUAGAAUAAGAAUGAAUGUUAAUGAGUAUAUUAAUUUAUGUGUGAUAAACUCUCCGUCGAAUUUAUUAGAAACUGUUUUAAAUCCAGAGUGAAGAGUUCAACGGAAAAUCCCAUUCAUAUUCUUGAAUUAACAUUUUUGAUUAUUAGCCAUAUUGUUGUAACCAUCCAAUGUCGAUUUACCACGAGCUCUGACGUUGUGAAACUAUGGUUUAUGUGACCUGUAGAAGCCACAAGUCCGUACGAUAUCAACCUUGUUUUAAGAAAAACAGGUUUUAUUCCCGAUAUCACCGAGCAGUACUACACUACCCACAAUCCUCAAGUGUAACAUCGACGUCUCUGAUUGGUUGGAAGAUCAGUGUUGAGCGCUACAUCUGCUGCGCUUUAUUAUUUGCUCUAAACUAAUUUGUCUCAGUCAGGAUCCUGUAGCAUUAUGAGGCCGUUUUAUUUCCAGUGAUCUGAUUGAUCAGUAGUUGGACCUGUGACGGUCUUUGAUGUGUUAUCUCGAACCUCACCUGCUCCGGACGGCAGUUCGGCACAAGUUACCAUGGUGAUUCUCCCCUGCAAGAAGAGAACCAGCUCCGUAGGACAGAAAACCCAGAGUUACCUCGAAGAUCGAUAUGGAGUAAAGCAGCUGCCCGGUGAUGGAAACACGUUUAGGAAAGGACAUUAUUAUGGCGGAUCCAGAGGUGUCAACUCAGAGUGGGGGCUAUGAUGCAGAGCUGUUUGUGGACACCCCAGACUACGACCUGAUCUGCACCAUAUGCCAGGGGGUCCUCAGGUGUCCCGUCAGAGCUGCAUGCCACCACAUCUUCUGCAAGAAAUGCAUCCUGCAGUGGCUCAAGAGACAGGAGACAUGUCCCUGCUGCAGGAAGCCUGUCAAUGCGACCUUGAUCUUUGUCAUGUUCAAGCUAAGCAAAUCUAUUGGACGCAUGAAGAUAAAGUGUAAGAAUGAGAUCCGCGGCUGUGCAGAGACCUUCCCCCUCUCAGAGCAGUACUGCCACAGUAUGAGCUGCCUGUACGAGCUCAUCCCCUGUCCGUACCAAGGCUGCCGGGCGCAGCUCCUGCGCAGGGAUCUCGAUACCCACGCGCGCCACUGUGAGCACUGGCGUCAGCCGUGCCACAUGGGCUGCGGGACGAUACUCUCCCACCGCACCCAGGCGCAACACAACUGCUACAAGCAGUUGAGGCAGGAGUACGAAGUGCGGCAGAAGAACCAUAGGGCCAUCGCCACUGCUCUGCAGAGGAAGAUGAGGAGGAUGCAGAGCACCAUGGCCCACAUGAAGAGGCAGAUAGGGCUGAUCUGCGAGAGCCUGGAGGUGAUGGAUGAUCUGCAUGAAGCCGAGGAGGAAGAGGACCUUGGAGAGAGCAGCGGCAAUUCCAAUGAGACUCCGAGCAGCAACAUGGGCAGCUGCUGAUGGACGAGUCGGUUACUGCUGCUGAGUAACUGUUUUUAAACUCUGCAUGUGUUAAUUUCUUUGAAAGUGUGUGCUUUUGGAAUAAAAUUAGUGACAUUUUAUUGUGUGCUGUAGUUUCAUAUAUUUUUUAAAUAAAGCAUUCGAUAAAUGA
Molecule: messenger RNA, 1640 nt
Organism: Scophthalmus maximus (turbot)
Lineage: Eukaryota; Metazoa; Chordata; Actinopteri; Pleuronectiformes; Scophthalmidae
Gene: rnf151
Product: ring finger protein 151
Exons: 5
Coding region: 716-1489 (257 amino acids)
Biological process (GO): regulation of canonical NF-kappaB signal transduction; positive regulation of JNK cascade
Cellular component (GO): plasma membrane signaling receptor complex
Molecular function (GO): zinc ion binding
Source: RefSeq, a predicted model, not a curated record